UUAUUUCACUUAUCAAUCAACUUCGCGAUGUACAAUCCGUUAAUUAAAAUUCUGCUGAGAUCGUAAAAAUAAUUUACACGACGAUAUUUAGUAUUCAACCGUUCAUAAAUUCUGUUAAAUUAAUGAUCCAUUAUUCAGUAGUAUCGCUUUUCUCAAGAAAUAGAUGUGAAGUUGUACGAAAAAUCAAUUGUUCUAUUAACCAUCUUAUCCCAAGAAAAAAGUGUUAAGUAACGUUCAGAGAUGAAAAUAACUUAUUCGGUAAUUAACUGACAUUGUCACACAAGCUCGGACAGGAUUAUGAUAACCGGAGAGAACGCUGAUGUAUUUAAAUCGAACUUUUGAUUGAUAAACUGACUUUGGAACCUCGAGUUCAUGCAUUGUGAUAACCGUGCUCGUGACGUGAAAUUUAUAGUUGAAAAUUAUUCAUAAAAUGGUAUUUUAUUAUCGGCUUAAUUUUUCAGCGAAGCAAUAAAAUGGAGGAAAAUACCAGUUUUUCAAAGAGACCGUACGGUUUUUUUCCUACGAAAUCUCAAGCUUUCUUAGUGAUAGGAACCAUUGUCACAGUAAUCCCUGUAGCGUUAUUUUUAUGGUUAGGAAAUGUCGCAGUAUCUUUCUUCAGCGCCGACGACACAGAUAGUCAAGAAGAAAUAAUUUCUCCUUCAAGAUGGUUGACUGCCACAUUAAUUCCGUCUACGUUUGCCAUUUGGGGUUAUCGCAGAAAAAGUGUGAAUUUCAGUGGUGCUCUACUCGGAUGGAUUUUCUCAUUUAUCCUCUCAUUAAGCAGUUAUCCAUUCUUAGCGUGUCUUAUAGCAUUUUUCUUAUCUGGAUCUCAAGCUACGAAAUUCCGUGCCGAUAAAAAAAGAAAAUUUGAAGAAAAUUUCAAACCCGGUGGACAUCGCAAUUGGGUCCAAGUGUUAUGUAAUGGCGGAGCACCGACGUUCAUGGCUGUGUUGUACAUUAUAGAUUGCGGUGUUGGAGAAACGCCAAUUGAUUUCGAUAAUUCUUAUCAUGCGUCCAUGAUUUCGAUGGCUGUUCUAGGUUCAUUUGCUGCAGCUUGCGGUGAUACGUGGUCAUCAGAACUCGGAUCGGUUAUACAGUCAGCCCAACCUGUUUUAAUAACAAACCUGAAACCUGUUCCUCGAGGAACGAAUGGAGGAGUAACUGGCCCUGGUUUAUGGUUUAGUUUCAUAGGAGGUCUAUUAGUAGGAUUUGCUCAUUACAUUACGCUGGUCAAUACCGUUGAUCCGACAUUACUGGAACGUGCUCCUGCUCAGUGGCCUGUUGUAUUUGUGGGAGGGAUUGCUGGGUUUUUGGGAAGUGUUUUAGAUUCUUAUCUUGGUGCAAUUUUCCAGUAUUCAGGUGUGCAUAAAUCCGGUGUUAUAGUAGAGCAUUCGGGAGAUGGAAUCACCCACAUCAGUGGCAAAGAAAUGUUGGAUAACCAUAGCGUUAAUCUAAUUUGUACUAUAGCUAUGGGAUUAAUUACUCCAAAAAUAGCAAAUUGUAUGUGGACCGGAUGAAUUUUUGUAUUUCAGUACGAAAAAAAAAAUUGGUUUAUGCUUUUGCAAUACAUUUCAAAAUAGAAAACAGCUGAUUAGAAUUCGUUACGAAGUUGGAAUCUGUGUUUUUAUUGUGCUGUUGUGUUCAAUUCGUGAGAUUACAGCUGGUAGCUUUUUUAGUUUUAAAGAUUUUUAUAAAAUUACCACUGCGUUGGAACUCGGCCAAAACAUGCAUUUUUUGAACAAUAUCUUUUGAAGAAGCUAUACUACACUAGCUAUACCUGAACUCAGUGCUUGAUACGUAUCUAAUAAAGAAAAUGAUAACGUAUUACCCAUUUUGUUAUUUUUUGUUUUAUAUAUUUUUUAUUGUAGUUUAUCUUGUGUAAUUGUACCUACAUAUUUCGUAAAAGUUGUUUGAAUCAGUUUAUGUGAUUUCUUGGAAUCGUCUUUGUUUUCAUUUUUAAUUAUUUGAAUACUGAAUUACUUACCAGUGUUAAGUGUACCUAUCAAUGUAGUCAUAAUGUUUUAUAUGAUGCUAAAUAGGGCUAUCUUAAGAAUAAAUGAGAUAAGUAUAUUUAAACCAUGUUGGAAUAAGGUUGCCAUUCAAGAUUUUUAUAUUUAUGUUACCAUUAAUGUCGAUUUUUCAGUCAACGUCGACUAUAGUUAGAGUCGACUCCAUCUGAGAUUGCAACUGAUUUCUCAAUGCUCCCAUAGCAGUUAAAGUCGACUUCAACUAGUAAGUUCAUGUUGAAUUAAUCAACAUUAACGGGCCUAUCAUGGCCUAUUUCAGACAUCAGUUAAAGUACAAACAAGGUAACGUCGACUUUAACUGAAAAUCGACAUUAAUAUUAACAUAUACAUUUUCCUUUAAUAAGAUAUUCCAAUUUCCAUUUUAAUAAAGUUUUGUAAAAAAAUCAAA
Planococcus citri (citrus mealybug) is the source of this 2415-nucleotide messenger RNA. RefSeq names its product transmembrane protein 19. The coding region runs from base 474 to 1517 and encodes 347 amino acids. NCBI's taxonomy places the organism in Eukaryota, Metazoa, Arthropoda, Insecta, Hemiptera, Pseudococcidae. The record is from RefSeq and is a predicted model, not a curated record. The transcript is spliced from 8 exons. Gene Ontology annotation, cellular component: membrane.